Messenger RNA from Cercospora beticola, 2341 nucleotides. Its product is annotated as Zn(II)2Cys6 transcription factor. Lineage: Eukaryota; Fungi; Ascomycota; Dothideomycetes; Mycosphaerellales; Mycosphaerellaceae. Gene Ontology annotation, biological process: regulation of DNA-templated transcription; DNA-templated transcription. Gene Ontology annotation, molecular function: zinc ion binding; DNA binding; DNA-binding transcription factor activity, RNA polymerase II-specific. The record is from RefSeq and is a predicted model, not a curated record.
CCCCAUUGCAAUGUAAGACGCCUCUCCACGAUGCGCUCCGAAGCAUGCUGGCCAUGCCGCGAACGCAAAGUGAAGUGUGACGCCGACACGACCGGCAUUCCUUGUGCUCGAUGUUCCUCGUCUGACCGCACGAACGAAUGCUUCGUGCCUCCACGCCAAAGGCGCCGGAUACUGAAUCGCACACGGCGCAACAAGAAGACAGCAACCAGGACGAGACAGAAUGCGGAACCAGCAGCGGAUAUCUUGGACUUCGAUCAUUUGCCGGAAAGCACGACGCGUGAAGAAGCUGAAACUGAGGAACUGACGCCCCAGCAUACGUCUGAUCCGCAGCCGCCGCCUCUCAGCCAGGGCCUAUCGCCCGCUCUAGGUGACGACAUGGAAUUACAUUGGGGCCAACCUCUCGAGACUUCCACUCCAGAAACGAAUGAAGACGAUGUCAUGGCACGGAUAUGCCAAAGGAUCGCCUCAGGUAAGGUAAAGCCGCCCACAAGGUCCUCGCGAAGGAUCUGGAGGUCGAUGGAAUAUCAAAACAGUUUCAACGCGACCGGGAUCUUGGGCGAGGCACUAGCAAGGCACGAGUCCUGCAGAUUGAUAGAAAUUGCGCCAAAGGAGCCUGCGGCCGAGCGGAGUCAGCGAGAUCUCGAACUCAUGGGUCUUGAUGAGCACGACAUUUCGUUCUUAUCAGCCAAAGGCGCUUUCGAGCUGCCUCCGGAUCAAGCAUGCCAGGAGAUGUUCAAGGUCUACUUCCAUUAUGCUUUCCCAUAUGCCCCCGUAGUGGACCGUGGAGAACUCCUUGCAGCAUACGAUCGGCGUGAGCACUCUUCGUUCCUGCUCCAAGCUUUGCUAGCCAACGCAGUGCCCUAUGCGAGCAAAGAAUUGGUCGAAAAAUGUGGCUAUCCUACUCACGCCGCUGCCCAAAAGUCUUUCUACCAACGUGCCACACUCCUGUACGAUUUCAAUUGUGAGAAAAGCCAACUCGCGCUGCUACAAGGCUCCUUACUCCUUGGUACUCAAUGGGUUUCGUAUUUCUCUGACAAAGACUUUACAUUCUGGGCAUUCAACGCUGUCCGGCUGGCCACCCGAAUGGGCAUUCACAGAAAACACAUAGAGGAUGAGCUGGACCCCAAAUCUUACGCGCUCCUGAAGCGCAUCUUUUGGGUUAUAUAUAUCCGUGACGUUUUGACUACUAUCUCGGGUCUCGACAAUGCCCGACUUGUGCGGUCGAAGCAGUGCGACACUCCUACGCUGACCGUUGACGAUUGGCCAGACGACGAAACGAGCUGUCCAGAUUACCUUGAUCGAUUGCUUCCGCCUGUGGAAAUGUACCACAAGCAGUUCCUCAUCCAAAUGGCUGCUCUCGCGCGCAUUGGGAGUGCGGUUCACAGCGCACUGCUUGCCCUCCAGCGUCACAGUCUAGACGACAAGCAAGUCUCGGAUCUACAAGAUGCGAUUUUCGAAUGGCGAUUGGCGCUGCCACGUGAGCUGCGCGUCGAAUCUGUGAAGUCCUGGAGGCAGGAAGGGGUAUGGGUUCUGGUCCUGAUGGCAUGGUGUUACCGGAUGGAAUGCAUGUUUUACCGCGCAUUGCGCAAGCCACAUCAUCCUACCGCUCCCGAAUGGGCUGCCAUUACAGAGCGACUUCACGCCUCCCUCUUUGAGCUUGAUACUGUCACUCGACGGGCAGUAACUCACCAGGUCUGUUCACUGGUUCCCAUGUCCUUCUCAACUGCAGUAGCAACCAAUGUCGCGCUUUGUAUCGAAAUGCUGCUCAACCCUGGCUUGACCACAAGCGACAAGCUUAUGUGUGAAGAAGCAAUUCGAACAGGCACAGCGUGUCUAGUCGAACAACAAGAAUCUCGGCCCUGCCUGACCUGGAUGCUGAGACUUUUUGACUGGGCUUUUACGCACUCUGGACUAUGCUUUACAUCUGGUGCUGUGGAUUUUGGUGUGCAAGACCGCUCGGCGAAUUCGACCUCCCCAAACGGAGGCAGACCCACGCAGGAUUCAUGGUCUGUUCUGCUCGCCCCUGAGACAAUGUCGAGUCUCUUCCAGAUGGAUUCUGGGGUGCUCUCUGGCGCAGAUUGGCCGGAGUGGCUCACUAGUUGACUGGACUUGGGAAAGCCGCUGUAAGCAUGUCACGGCAUUGAUCAUUGCAAUUCUCAUGGCGACAAACGAAGAAGUGCAGCAUUGCAAGGUGUCUUGGUCAAAUUUCGCGGCGAAUACCUUUACGACGCUGAUGCUUCCCCGUUGCUGGUCCGCCCUCCACCAUCCUCGACGUCCAUGUGAAAUGGCGGCGGCUGCUGAUCAGUGCGCCCAUUAAGCAAUCCCAUAUACCAGGUCAGAU